AUGGGCACCCUGUCUCGACGCGUGAACUGGUGCCCGCGCUACCGACUCUGCUCCAGACGGGGGACGCGGAUUGACUCGGGGCGGCCAAGGGGGAUAUGGGCCUGCACGGCGCAGAGUGCCUACUAUACAGACAGUAUCGUAACACAGCGACAGGCGAGCAAACGGCACGACUACGACUACGACUACGACUACGACUACCACGCCUAUUAUUUAGCACUCAGACUUACGACGGCGGAAGCGGGAUGCGAACAUGGUAGAGCCUGGUCCUUUUGUCGUCACCGUCGCCCAAGCCGUAGUGCUAGCCCGCUGCCCGCUGUACCGCCACGAGGUCCCACAUGUCCCUCUGCAUAUGCUACCCAACCGGCGAGUGCGCCGAGCCCAAGCAAAUUCUGCGACAGGACAGGGCAGGGUAGGACAGGACAGGACAGGACAGGACAGGACAGCACUCACGCCUACGCCCUCGCUCUACUGCAUCCGCCGCGAAACAAAUCGACGUGGCCACUCCUCGCCGCCCAAGCUGCAGCCAUGCCGCGCUAUCAGGACCCUCUUCCUCCACGUUCCUCUUCCCCCCCCCAUAACCCCGAUCCACGCGCCCUUCCUUCACACGCGCGCCUCGCCUCUGCAUCCGUCCGUGGCAGCACAUGCGCCCCUCCCCUGUCCCAAGCUCCCGUCGCCUUCGCCUUCGCCAUUGCCAUACUCUGCUAG
This is a messenger RNA of Bipolaris sorokiniana ND90Pr, 705 nucleotides long. RefSeq lists its product as uncharacterized. The coding region runs from base 1 to 705 and encodes 234 amino acids. The record is from RefSeq and is a predicted model, not a curated record. NCBI's taxonomy places the organism in Eukaryota, Fungi, Ascomycota, Dothideomycetes, Pleosporales, Pleosporaceae. The transcript is spliced from 2 exons.